AGUGAGACGACGCGCAGGCGCAGUAGUCGCACGACAGGCAGUGUGUUUCCAAAAUGGCGGCGGCGAUGGAUGUGGAUACCCCCAGCGGCACCAACAGCGGCGCGGGCAAGAAGCGCUUUGAAGUUAAAAAGUGGAAUGCAGUGGCCCUCUGGGCCUGGGAUAUUGUGGUUGAUAACUGUGCCAUCUGCAGGAACCACAUUAUGGAUCUUUGUAUUGAAUGUCAGGCCAACCAGGCGUCAGCUACUUCCGAAGAGUGUACGGUUGCCUGGGGAGUCUGUAACCAUGCUUUUCAUUUCCACUGCAUCUCUCGAUGGCUCAAAACGAGGCAGGUGUGUCCCUUGGACAACAGAGAGUGGGAAUUCCAAAAGUAUGGGCAUUAGGAAAGACUCCCAUAAAGCAUACCCAUUUGUUAUUCGUUUAGUGACUUCCUGUUAAUUACAAAUUAGAUAGAACCGUGGUUCUUUUCCUUUGUCUUUGGAGUUUGGUGUUCCUGCAGCCAUAUUGUAUUUUGUGUCAAAUAAAGCCUUUAAGUUGGAGGUGGUUGCUGUCUCGUGUAUGGAAAGAGUGAUCUGAGAAGGAGCCUCUUCAGAGCCAGAAAGCCAGCCUCAAAAAGUGCACUGUUCUUGAGGAGAACACAUGUGUUCUGUGGGCUCAUCUUCCCAAGGCUACGAGGAACCUGUUAAAGUCUGGAAGCGCGGGUCCCUGGCACCUGGAAACCUCAGGCUCUGUCUUCCUUCUGUAGUAGCAGCAGCAGGAAUGAGGAAGAACAUGGCAACCUUGGGCCAGCGAGGUCUGCUCUGGGCUUUCAUCUCAUGAUGGGGGGUCUAAGGACAGUGGAUGGCAUCAAGUGGGCACAGAAAGGCUUUGUAAACUCUAAACACUACAGGGUUAGUACUCAUUGUGAAUGACAUGUGGCAAUCUCUAGAACAAAACUUGACCAAAAAAAAAAAAAAAUCAUACUAUGUAAUCUUCGCUGGCAAUAGAGUGAUCUUAAAGUCAACUUGAAAACUGAUGUUUGUUUCUGAGUUCGAGGCCAGCCUGGUCUACAGAGUGAAUUCCAGGACAGCCAGGGCUACACAGAAAAACUCUCAAAAAACCAAAAAAAAAAAAAAAAAGACUGAUGUUUGGACAGUUUGAGUAUAUAUAUAUAUAUAUAUAUAUAUAUAUAUAUAUAUAUAUAUGCAAAACAAAUUCUAGCUUGGGGUCUAGGGGGCGCUGUAGCUCAGCUGUAAGCUCUUGUGUUCAAUUGCUGGCAUAAAUUUUUAAAAAUUAAAGGUUGAAAUUGAAUUAACAAGAGCUCAAGUUUCCUUUAAACAUGCCGGCCAGGGAAGGAGUGGCCAUCCUGAUGCUGAUUCUACUGAGACACCUUUUCUGUGGCUGUGGUUUUCGUGUAGUUAACAGAUCCUACAAAGGUCCUGAAAUCCUGAGGAGUGGGGGGGAGUUUUCCUUUCUCCCGUGCCACUCCAGGUGAAAGCUAUGCCCAGCUAAAGCAGGUCUGAGACUCCAACUGUCUUAUGUUGUCAAUCAGGAAAAGAUGGCAAAAAUGUGAAACAAUGCUGUCAUUAUUCUUGUUUUCAAAGUUAAUUUUAAUAAAAAUAUUUAUGUUAACUUCUUUA
This is a messenger RNA of Apodemus sylvaticus (European woodmouse), 1616 nucleotides long. RefSeq names its product ring-box 1 (gene Rbx1). The transcript has 5 exons. Bases 54 to 380 code for a protein of 108 amino acids. Gene Ontology annotation, biological process: protein ubiquitination; ubiquitin-dependent protein catabolic process. NCBI's taxonomy places the organism in Eukaryota, Metazoa, Chordata, Mammalia, Rodentia, Muridae. Gene Ontology annotation, cellular component: nucleus; cullin-RING ubiquitin ligase complex. The record is from RefSeq and is a predicted model, not a curated record. Gene Ontology annotation, molecular function: ubiquitin protein ligase activity; cullin family protein binding; zinc ion binding.